Molecule: messenger RNA, 1102 nt
Organism: Stegastes partitus (bicolor damselfish)
Lineage: Eukaryota; Metazoa; Chordata; Actinopteri; Pomacentridae
Product: coiled-coil domain-containing protein 150-like
Exons: 7
Coding region: 224-1093 (289 amino acids)
Source: RefSeq, a predicted model, not a curated record
UGGCCGCAAAAACAAACGAGUCGCUCGCAGUAAUUCGUGUCUAACUUCAUCUGGAAGUCGGUUACCGGAUCCCGGAACUCUUCUCAGUGUGACAUUUUAGAAACCGAGACGUGACCCGGUGAGCUUCCGGCCUGUGGAGCUCUGCGCGUGCGUUUGGACUGAGGCGACAGGAAGCCUGAUGUGUGAUCCAGUUUAGGAGUGGACCCCGGUCACUCACUCCCUCAUGUCCUGCCCGGCUGUCCCGCCCCUCGGCACUGGGGCUCCAGAACCUCUGACCUUCCUGCACCAGCGCCUGCUGAUGGCCGAGGAGGAGACUGAGGCUCUUAUUCGAGACGUGAGUGAACUCGGGGUAUCCAGGGACCAAGUUUUGGGAUCUCCUGGGAGGAUGGACCCAGUCAGCCCCCUGAAGGUCUGUUGGGCCCGUCAUGACGAGAGCUUGCUUUGGCAGAAGUGCGACUCUCUCGUGAGUCGAGUGUCUCGCAUGGAAAGUCUGCUGCAGACCCUCAAACUCACCGUCUUCCGCCUGGAGACUGAAAGAGAGCUGGAUCCGUCUCACACAGCCCAUUUGAAGCAGCAGCUGGCAGCACUGCAGCAGGAGAGUGAGGAGGAGCAGCAGGCGUCCAGAAAGGAGGUGAUCAGGCUCCGAGGUCGUCUUCAGCAGGCUUACCAGGAGAGAGACGAAGCUCGCACACAGGUGCAGAUGCUGGGGGAGACGCUGGAGGCAGCUGCUGCUGCCAAGGUGGACGUGGCUCUGGCUGCCGAGGAGCUGAAAACUGUUAAAUUAGAGAUGAGUCAGAAGCUGAUGGAGAUGACGGAACAGAUGAGGCAGGAAUCCACCCGCUCAGACGAAGCCAUCAGAUCUCACAGUGAGCUUCUCCAGCGGGUCCAAGAGAUGGAGCGAGUGGUGGAGAUGGAGAGGAGACAGGCUCUGCUGCUGCAGACGGACCGCCAGGCCUCGCGUGUGGAGGUCCAAUCUAGCCGGCAGCAACUGGCAGAAGAAAAGAACCGAGGCAGACGGCUGGAGGAGGAAUGUCAGCAGCUCAAAGAACAGACAGGCCUGACCGCUGCUCUCACCUCCACUCUAACGCUGUGAAAGGAAAGA